AUGCGUCUGUUACAAGCUGUAACCGCCGUGCAGCUGUUGGCUGUAAGCCUUGUGGCUGCGGUCCCCUUUGACUCGCCCUCAACUCCAGUCAUCGAUAUAGACCCUGCAGUAGACCCUCUCGAGGCUCUCGCCCAACUGCAGCAGAGCGCAUACGAAACGCUUGAACAAAAUGAGAGUGUUUCAAAAAGGGCCCCCAAGGGUUGUUCUUUGGCGAAGACAACCAUCCGGAGGGACUGGGAUCACCUGAGCAAGUCAGAGCGGAAAGCAUACAUCAAAGCUGUCCAAUGUCUUCGAACUUUGCCAGCCAAGUCCGACAAAUCGUGGGCUUCAGCAGCGAAGACGCGCUUCGAUGAUUAUGUCGCCAUCCACGUGAACCAGACCCUUGGUAUUCAUGGCAAUGGUCUCUUCCUCACAUGGCACCGCUACUUUGUCUGGUCGUACGAGCAAGCCCUCCGAAACGAAUGUGGCUACAAGGGCUAUCAACCAUACUGGAACUGGUUCGCACAUACCGACAACAUCUACAAAUCACCUGUCUUCGACGGGAGUGACACCAGUCUGGGUGGCGAUGGCGAGUUCUUCGCACACAAUGGCAGUCUUGCCGGUGCCCGAACAAUCUCCAUCCCCUCUGGAAAAGGAGGCGGAUGUGUCAAGAGCGGCCCAUUCAAGAACACGGUGGCGAACAUUGGUCCGAUUUCUCCUGGUAUGCAAGGCUUCCCUGAUUUGGGCAUCGACACCAACGACUACAACCCUCACUGCCUGCGCCGAGACAUCAGUCCUUACAUUCCCAAGAAGUGGUUCACUACGGCGAACUUACUGAAUGUGACCAUUGGCAGAGCUUCUCAGACGCAUCGCGACUUCUGGGUCGAGAUCCAAGGUCGCUACCCGGAUGGCUUCCUCGGUCUACACACCUCAGGUCACUACACCAUGGGUGGCGACGGAACUGAUCUCUACUCCUCUGUGAACGACCCCGUCUUUUGGCUCCACCACGCUAUGCUUGACCGCAUCUACUGGAUUUGGCAGACGCUUCACCCACGUGAGGCGAAUGAGGUGACCGGUACUUUGACCUUGUCGAACAAGCCUCCAACCCGCAACGCCACCAUCGACGAGCCCUUGGUCUUGGGAGUCAACGGAAAGACUGUGAAGAUUCGCGAUGUGCUCAACACCCUUGGCGGUAGCCCUCUGUGCUAUAUCUACUUGUAA
Messenger RNA from Alternaria incomplexa, 1200 nucleotides. RefSeq lists its product as uncharacterized. The record is from RefSeq and is a predicted model, not a curated record. Lineage: Eukaryota; Fungi; Ascomycota; Dothideomycetes; Pleosporales; Pleosporaceae. The coding region runs from base 1 to 1200 and encodes 399 amino acids. Gene Ontology annotation, molecular function: oxidoreductase activity. The transcript has 4 exons.